AUGAAUCCAGAUUUAUUUAAUAAUUUAAAUGAACAUAUAUUUUGGAAGGUGUUUCACAAUAAAUUUCUUUUUAAAAAAAUAAUUUUUUCAAUUGAGGAUAUAAUAAUAGAUUAUAAAGAUUUAUCACAAUAUUAUUUAGGAAAUAAAAUUAAAUUUAAACAUAUUUCAAAUUUAAAAUUUUUUAAUAAAAAUGAUAAUAAAGAAUGGUCAAUUUUAAAAGAUAAAUUAAUAUCAAAUCAGUUUUUAAAGAUAGAUAAAGAUUCGAUUGUGGAGUUUAUAUACCAUUGUAAAAAUAGAGAAAUUAUUCAACUGUUUUUAGAAAAAAAGAAGGAUUUUAUUCCUAUCGAAUUAGACCUUGUUUCAUUGUCUCUAGAAAAUAGUAACAUGGUGGCAUUCCAAGUUUUUUUGGAUCAAGGUUAUCCUGCUUCAAGUAAAUCUGUUGAAAGAGCUAUUCAUUUCGGAAACAUCGAUGCUUUAAAUAUACUUUUCAAACAAACAAGUGUUGGUAAUCAAAAGUAUUGGUUAAAACUUUUCAGAAAUAAAUAUAUUCAAUUAGAAAUGAUAGAAUUUUUCAUCUCCAAAAAUGAAACCUUACUCCAUGACUAUGGCCAGGCCUUAGAUGAUAAGGAAAAGUUAGAUUUUACAAGUUUCUUCUCAAUUAAAUCUCUUAAAGUUAAAUCUAUACUGUUAGAUUUCAAUCUUGUAGAAAAAAAUGAAGUUUCAAGUUUUUUCAUCUAUUUUAUAAAAAAUAGUAAUUUUGGGUUAAUUAAAACAGAGCAAGAUUUAUUGUUUUAUAUUAGAGCAUUUUUCAAGUUAGCAUGCAAUUUAAGAGAAAUUCCACUUCAAGCCCAAUUAAAAAUUGAUGAAAUUCAAGCAAAUAAAAAAGAUCAAGAUUCAGUAUACCAAUUAACUUUAAUUCUUUUAGAAGAAAUUCAAAAAAAACUACAUCCAA
Dictyostelium purpureum is the source of this 952-nucleotide messenger RNA. RefSeq lists its product as uncharacterized. The transcript has a single exon. The annotation marks the transcript as partial. The record is from RefSeq and is a predicted model, not a curated record. NCBI's taxonomy places the organism in Eukaryota, Evosea, Eumycetozoa, Dictyosteliales, Dictyosteliaceae.